AUGGUGACAUAUCGGUCAUACUCUGCGCACGGCCAAAACAAACCUGACCACGAGCUCAAUCACACUGAACGCCUGGUGCCUCAUGUGCAUGUUGAUAUCCAAACCACUGGCAGUAUAGGAGGCCACACAGCAACAGAUGACAAGGCCGUAGAUACGCAGGGCCCACAGACAGAGAUGAAAACAAAGCGACCGUUCGACUGGACGGGCUCCUGGGGAUGGGAAAUUGGAUCUGCGAUGCUCAGUGUCGUGGGUCUUGUUCUCCUGGUUGCAUUUCUUGUCAAAAUAAAUGCCACCCCAUAUGCGAACUGGCAAUAUACAGCGUCCCCAAAUACUAUUGUGUCGGUCAUUACCACUAUCACGAAAGCUGCACUUCUGGUUUCUGUGUCUGCGUGUCUAAGUCAGCUGAAAUGGAACCUGUUCCGUGAUUCAACUUCGCUAUAUAAUCUUCAGGCCAUUGACCAGGCCAGCCGAGGACCUUGGGGCUCCCUGGAAGUGUUACUGAGGGGACUAUGUGGAUCGAGAAUGGGAAGCUUGACUUACGUUGGAGCAUUUCUCACGGUCCUGGCUCUUGCGGUCGAUCCAUUCGCGCAGCAGAUUCUGACAUUCCCUUCACGAACAGUUCCUGCCCUCAAUGCUACCGCAUUAAUUCAAAGUGCACAUCAAUACUACUCUUUGGAGGGUCAGGAAUAUAGUGAUAUAUUCCAGGGGCUCGCGCCCUCGCUUUUGAUUUCAAUAAUGAGUGGACUCUCACAGACAAAUAGCCCUCUUGAACCUCAAUGUGAUUCGAGCUCUUGCAAAUUCUCAGAAUUCGUUACAUUUGGAUUAUGUAGUGAAUGCGAAGAUGUUACAGCUGAAACCCAUCAGAUAUGCCACGCGUAUGAAGACUCCAUGGUCUGGCGUCCUGAACACAUAUCCUUCAAGGAGAUUCCUGUCAAUUGCAGCUACCAAUCACCGAAUAACUUCUCAUUUGAUAUUGGACUACUUGAUGUGCUUGCACUACAACACCUCAACGGCGUGGUGACCCUCGACGUGAACUCAUGGACCUCCCAACCAAGACACAAUGAACCAGUUUUCGAUAUCCAAAGUCCACUGGUGUCUUUUAUUACCACAAAUUAUUCAACUUUGAUCAACUAUACUCUCUCCAAUGUGACAGCGUUUCCGCCAAAACCCUCGGUGACAGAAUGUGCUAUAUAUUAUUGCGAACGGAAAUAUGCAGCUAGCACCUACCUGUCUAGCAAUCAAAGCAGCCGUUCAGUACAUGUCGUUGACACACAGCAGCUCAUACCGAGAGAUACCCUUGAUGAAAAUUCCCAUUAUCUUUUCACAGACUCGAUUCAUUUUGGACCCCCAAAAGGGUCUGAAACCCUAUCAAAAAACUCGUCAUACAGCAUCGAUCAUCAUACAUUCACCGGCUUUCGAGAUACAAUGGGAGACCUUUUCAAUAGUUCACUACAUGAUAUAUCAGUUGGGUUAGGAUCGAGUGGAUUCAACAUGGCAACGAUCCUACGUACUGGAAACCUCGGCCAAUUACUCGAUUCAAUGACCACCAGCGUCACCGAUACCCUCCGUGCCAGUCCGCACGGUAACAAAAUUCAUGGACAGGCAUAUCGAGUCGAGAUGUUCGUUGACGUCCGAUGGCCUUGGAUCAUUCUUCCGGCCAUUGUUACCUUGGGUUCGAUUGCGUUACUUCUUGGGACUGUAAUGGCAAGCAAACAGCAGAACGCUGUGCUGUGGAAGUCUACUGUGCUUCCGUUGUUAUCAAGUCAUCUCAACACCACACCUGAGCAUGAAAUCGCAUCUCUGUGCAGUGUGGAUGAAGUACAGCGUGUAUCGAAGAACAUACGCGCUAUCAUGAUACACGGUGAAGGGCCACUUACAUUCACGGAGACGUAG
Molecule: messenger RNA, 1893 nt
Organism: Penicillium coprophilum
Lineage: Eukaryota; Fungi; Ascomycota; Eurotiomycetes; Eurotiales; Aspergillaceae
Product: DUF3176 domain-containing protein
Exons: 1
Coding region: 1-1893 (630 amino acids)
Source: RefSeq, a predicted model, not a curated record